AUGCAGUCUACAGUCACCGGUUCUUCACAGCGAGAGGUGCAAAUUAAAAAAUUUGAGGCGGAUACCAUCAAGCUUCUAGAAAUUGUUGCAAAUUCAUUGUACUCCGAUAAAGAAAUUUUUGUACGAGAACUUAUUUCGAAUGCUAGUGACGCAGUCGAGCGUCUUCGCUUCCUACGAAUAUCUAGUAAUGUGAGUGGAGGCGAAGCGCAAUUGGCAAUUCAUGUAAGCACGAACGUUGAUGAACGGACACUGACAAUAUCCGACAACGGCAUCGGCAUGACAGCAGAUGAAAUGGAGAAAAAUCUGGGCACAAUCGCUAAAUCGGGUUCUAGAGAAUAUGUGUCGCAGCUGAACCAGGCGUCCAAUACCACUAAAAGCGAUUCUGCAAAUAUAAUCGGCCAAUUCGGUGUGGGAUUUUAUUCUGCUUUUAUGGUAGCAGAUAAAGUUGAGGUGCAUUCGCUGAGCCAGGCCAAUGCUGAGGAUAAAAAGGGGCACAAGUGGGUGUCAAGUGGGACGGAGGGUACCUACUCUAUUUCUGACUCUGAAGAGGUCGCCCCUGGCACCAAGGUCAUCCUUCACUUAAAAGAAAACUCUGAGGACUUUGCAAAGGAGUCCUUCAUCGAAUCAGUCAUUCGUAAAUACAGUAACUUCAUUGGUGUGCCGGUGUUCCUCAACGGAAAACAAGUCAACGUAAUUGAACCUCUCUGGUCUAAGGAUCCAUCGAAGGUAACCGACGAACAAUACAAUACCUUUUACCGCUUCAUCACUGGUGAAAAUCAUGAGCCACCGCGCUAUCGAAUAUGCUUCAAAACAGAUUCGCCCAUCAAUUUGCGUGCCCUUCUUUUUAUCCCAUCAACGAAACCAACUAUCUUUGAGACUGCCAAAGAAACGUGCGGCUCACUCUCACUUUACAGUCGAAAGGUUCUCAUUAUGAACAAAGCUGACCAUUUACUUCCCAAAUGGCUCCGUUUUGUCCGCGGUGUUGUCGACAGCGAAGAUGUUCCUCUUAACUUGAGUCGUGAGUUGCUUCAGGAUCAUGGUUUAAUCCGAAAAAUUAAUCGCAUUCUGACAUCCCUCGUUCUUCGAUUCCUGUUGAGCGAGUCAAAGCACGACGCAAAUAAAUUCUCUGCUUUUCUCAACGACUUUGGGCUCUAUUUGAAGGAGGGAAUCGUUGUCGAAACGGAGCAGUCCUCUCGAGAGGAGAUAGCCAAAUUACUGCGAUUUGAAAGUUCUGCACUGCCUCCGGGUCAAACAACCAGCUUUGAUGAAUAUGCCUCUCGCAUGCGUGCUGGUGAGCGAAACAUCUGCUUCUUAUCUGCUCCGAACAGGGAACUGGCUGAGGUUUCACCUUAUUUCGAGGCCAUCAAAAAACAGCAGAAUGAAACUGAGGUACUUUUUCUUUACGAACCCUACGAUGAAUUGGUGUUGAUGAAUAUGGGACAAUACGAUAGAAAGAAUUUGUGCUCCAUUGAAAAGGUCCUUGCGGAUGACGUCUGCGAUGCAGACAAAGUGGACAAAAGUGCACCCGAUUGCCUCUCUCAAGAGGAGGCGAAACAUCUCUCUAAGUGGGCUCAGGAGACACUCGGUCCCAAGGUCAAAAAGGUCAAGAUAACCCAACGGCUCACCUUGCACCCUUGUUGUGUUCAAAUUCGCAAUGCCGGUGCGAUGCGUCACCUCUUGCGGACGACACUGGCUGGUCGGCCGGCUGCGGAGAAAUACCACUUAAUGGAGCCAGUAUUGGAACUGAAUUCCAGUCACCCUUUAGUUCGCCACCUGGCUCGCCUUGCUUCUCCCUCUGCUACCCCGGAUGAUAGGGUCCUGGCCACAGCCCUCGUUGAUUAUCUCAUGGACGCUGCCAUGGCACAUGCCGGCCUCCUCGACGAAGUGCGGGAGAUGGUCUCCCGCAGCUCGCAACUCCUUACAUUGAUGGCUGAGAAAAUGAAUAAGACCCCAAACUAA
This is a messenger RNA of Mesocestoides corti, 1959 nucleotides long. The record is from the annotation of a GenBank genome assembly. NCBI's taxonomy places the organism in Eukaryota, Metazoa, Platyhelminthes, Cestoda, Cyclophyllidea, Mesocestoididae.